This is a messenger RNA of Penicillium oxalicum, 279 nucleotides long. Its product is annotated as NADH dehydrogenase [ubiquinone] 1 beta subcomplex subunit 7. Gene Ontology annotation, cellular component: mitochondrion. The coding region runs from base 1 to 279 and encodes 92 amino acids. The record is from RefSeq and is a predicted model, not a curated record. The transcript is spliced from 3 exons. Lineage: Eukaryota; Fungi; Ascomycota; Eurotiomycetes; Eurotiales; Aspergillaceae.
AUGACUAUCACUGAAUCGGUCAAGAAUAUUGUUGGCCUUGGGGAGGCGUCAGCCACUCGCAAGGAGAUGUCAGAGGCUCGCCUACCUAUGCAAUAUCGCGACUCCUGCGCUCAUCUCCUCAUCCCGCUGAAUCGCUGUCGGCAAGACGAAUACUACCUUCCAUGGAAGUGCGAGAAUGAACGCCAUUCAUACGAGAAGUGCCAAUACGACGAGUUCAAGAAGCGUGUGGCGAAGAUGGACGAACUUCGUGCUUCCAAAGACGGCGCCCGGAGCAACUAA